Messenger RNA from Solea solea (common sole), 2425 nucleotides. It is a transcript of the gene dpysl2a, whose product is annotated as dihydropyrimidinase like 2a. The record is from RefSeq and is a predicted model, not a curated record. The coding region runs from base 291 to 2051 and encodes 586 amino acids. Gene Ontology annotation, cellular component: cytoplasm; cytosol. NCBI's taxonomy places the organism in Eukaryota, Metazoa, Chordata, Actinopteri, Pleuronectiformes, Soleidae. Gene Ontology annotation, molecular function: hydrolase activity, acting on carbon-nitrogen (but not peptide) bonds, in cyclic amides. The transcript is spliced from 14 exons.
UGCGCAUGCGCGUUGUCUCUUCGUGGCCCUUUGGUCUUGCCGCUUGUCUGCCCCUCGUUCCACCUUAAACUCUAACGCCAGGACUCAAACACAACGACAUAACUGUCAAUUAUAUGUUCAUUGUUCGCUCUGCUACGCGUGAACGUCACUGAGUCUCGACGGAAUCCGCCGAGGGCGUCGUUUUCCCGGACAAACAACAAGCGGAGCAUCCGUUCAUUCAGCGGAGCUAGCCAGCUAGCGUUAGCCGAGCAGCAGGGGACAGCUGUGUUAUUAAAGGGAGGAUCCUGAAAAUGUCCGGGUACCAAGGAAAGAAGAACAUCCCCAAAAUCACUAGUGACCGUCUCCUCGUCAAAGGAGCAAAGAUAGUGAACGAUGAUCAGUCUUUCUUGGCUGACAUCUACAUGGAAGAUGGCGUCAUCAAGCAAAUCGGAGACAACCUCAUUGUUCCUGGUGGAGUGAAGAUCAUCGAGGCUCACGGGAGAAUGGUGAUGCCCGGAGGAAUCGACGUGCACACCCGCUUCCAGAUGCCCGACCGAGGCAUGGUGUCGGCCGACGACUUCUACCAGGGAACCCGUGCAGCUCUGUCUGGAGGAACCACCAUGAUCAUCGACCAUGUGGUGCCAGAACCCGGCACCGGCCUGGUGUCCGCGUUCAAACAGUGGAGGGAGUGGGCUGACAGCAAGUCCUGCUGCGACUACUCUCUGCACGUGGACAUCACUGAGUGGAACAAAGGCACUCAGGAGGACAUGGAGACUCUGGUGAAGGACCAUGGUGUCAACUCUUUCCUGGUCUAUCUGGCUUAUAAGGAUGUUUUCCAACUUUCUGACUCUCAGAUCUACGAGGUGUUCAGUGUCGUCAGGGAUCUCGGCGCUAUUGCACAGGUGCAUGCUGAGAAUGGAGACAUCAUUGCAGAGGAGCAGAGACGUAUUCUGGAGCUGGGCAUCACCGGACCUGAAGGACACGUGCUCAGUCGUCCAGAGGAGGUGGAGGCCGAGGCAGUCAAUCGCUCUGUGACCAUCGCCAACCAGACCAACUGUCCUCUCUACAUCACCAAGGUGAUGAGCAAGAGCGCCGCUGAUGUCAUCGCUCUGGCCAGGAAGAAGGGCGCGGUGGUCUAUGGAGAACCCAUCUCUGCCAGUCUGGGCACGGACGGAACUCACUACUGGAGCAAGAACUGGGCCAAAGCUGCAGCGUUUGUCACUUCUCCACCGCUCAGCCCUGAUCCCACCACCUCCGACUACCUCAACUCCCUGUUGUCAUGUGGAGACCUGCAGGUGACGGGCAGCGCUCACUGCACGUUCCAGACUUCUCAGCGUGCGAUAGGAAAAGAUGAUUUCUCCUUAAUCCCAGAGGGAACCAACGGCACUGAAGAGAGAAUGUCCAUAAUCUGGGACAAAUGUGUGGUGACCGGAAAGAUGGACGAGAACCAGUUUGUGGCGGUGACGAGCACCAACGCUGCCAAGAUCUUCAACCUGUUCCCCAGGAAAGGUCGCAUCGCCGUGGGCUCUGACGCCGACCUCGUGCUCUGGGACCCGGACGUCACCAAGAUCAUCUCAGCCAAGACCCACAACCUGGCUGUGGAGUAUAACAUCUUCGAGGGCACAGAAGUGCGUGGAGCUCCGUCCGUGGUCAUCAGUCAGGGGAAGAUCGUGUUGGAGGAGGGAAGCCUUCACACCAGCGAGGGCUGCGGCCGCUACGUCGCCCGCAAACCGUUCCCCGACCACGUCUACAAGAGGAUAAAGGCUCGCAGCAGGCUCACAGAGCUGCGUGGAGUCCCCAGAGGUCAGUAUGACGGACCGGUGUGUGAGGUGACCGCGACUCCUAAACUGAUGUCCACCGUCUCCUCGGUGAAAACGUCUCCUGCUAAGAUGACGCAGCAGCAGCAGCAGCAGCAGCAGCAGCAGCAGUCGGCUCAGCAGCCUGUGCGUAACCUUCACCAGUCUGGAUUCAGUCUGUCCGGAGCUCAAGUCGACGACAACAUCCCCCGUCGCAACACUCAGCGCAUUGUGGCGCCCCCUGGUGGAAAAGCCAACAUCACCAACCUUGGCUAAACCAUGUGAUGUCACGUGAGCGGGGGAGGGAGGGGGAGUGCAGCGCGACACGAGGUCACUCAUGUGAUCAUGUGAUCACCUGAACUCCACCUGUCCCCACACACACACACACACUACGUCACCUCAUGUAUUUUUAAAAAUAAAAAGGCACCAUUCCGUUUAGUUUCCUGCCACAUUCCACUGUCUUUACACGAGGAUCACAUGACGUGAAGCAGCUGUUUUUAUUUCAUUGAACAUUUUUGAACAUUUGUUUACAUUUUUGUGUUUUUGUUGACUGAGAAAACAUGAGUCAGCAGCUGUUUACAGUGUUGUUUUUUCUCCGUGCUGCUUUAUUUCCCUGAUGUUAUUUGAAAUAUAUGCUGUUAGUGGUCAUG